AUGUAAACAAUUAAGAAGGUAAUAUGCUCUCCCCCUUGCUCACUUGAAAAAUGUGGUUAAUGCGACAACGAAAACAUCAAUUGUAUAGAGUGUAUUGAAGGGUACACUUUAGAAGAAAGCUAAUGUUAAUGUAAUAACGUAUACUACUUAAUAGCCUGCGUAUCUAAUUGCAUUGAUUGUAAAAGUGAUGUUAAUACUUGUACUUAGUGCUAAGAAGGUUAUAGUUUGGUAAGCAAUAUUUGCUGUGUUAAUUAAAUGUGUUUAGAAUCUGAUGAAAUCUGUAAUUGCUAAUCCUGUCAAAAUGGAUAUUAUCUUAAUGAUUUAAUUUGCGAACAGUGCGAUUUGAAUUGUACACUAUGCUAUUAUUUAGAUAAUACAACCUGUAAAGAUUGCUCAGCUCAUUGUAAUUAAUGUGAUUCUGAUACUGAAUGCACCUCUUGCGAUGACAAUUAUGAACUGGUGGUCGGAUGGUGCACACCCUGCACCAGCACUCAAUAUUACUUAACUGGAAAAUGUUAUAAUUGUUCAACAAAUUGUAAUUCGUGCUUUGACAACGACACCAAUUGUUCUAGUUGUUCUCCAGGAAAAUACCUUUCAGGAAAUGAAUGCUAACCAUGCAUUACUCCGUGUAUUGAGUGCAAUACUGAGAUCGAUUGUACUGUGUGUGAUGCUGGAUAUUGGCUUGAUAAUCAAGCUUGUACAAAAUGUGAUGAUAGAUGUUAAAUAUGUACUUCUGAAACUCAAUGUGAAUCUUGCGCUGGUGGGUAUUACUUAGAUGGAGGCUCAUGUGAAACUUGUCCUGAUGGAUGUAAUUUAUGCACUAAUGCUACUACAUGUACAUCUUGCCAGUAAAAUUAUUAUUUGGAUGGUAUUUGCAAAUAAUGUUCUCCUGGGUCCUUUUAAUUAGGUGAUGCUUGCGCUCAAUGCAACAGUCCUUGUGAAACUUGUGAGAUUGAUGGCGCUCAUUGUCUAUCUUGCUAACAAAAAUACUAUUUGAUGAAUAAUUCCUGCUCUCCUUGCAUAUUACCAUGUGAUCAUUGUGAAUCCGAGACAGCUUGCUCAACUUGUGUUCCUGAAUAUUAUCACGAUAGUUCAACUCACCAAUGUACUCUUUGCGAUCCUCCUUGCAAAGAAUGUUCAGAAUCUGGAAAUACUCAAUGCUCGAAAUGUCAUUAUGGUUACUACUUGAAUUCAUAAAUCUGUCAUCAAUGCGUGGAGCCUUGCUUAAGUUGCUUAACUAACGUAAUAUGUUAAAGCUGUACUGAUGGGUAUUACUUCGAUGGAUCUGUGUGCUAAGAAUGUUCUCCAGAGUGUGCUUUGUGCAACGGGGAAUAGGUUUCUCAGUGCUCAAGUUGUAAAGAAACAUUUUAUCUUGACACAACAACAUGCUAACAUUGUCCUACAAAAUGCGAAUCAACAUGUGAUUUCUUAGAUAACUCUGUAAUAUGCCAUGCUUGUGCUCUUGGAUACUUUGGCGCUAAUUGUGAAGAAUGUUUGGCUUCAUGUAAAACUUGUGCUGAUAUGCCUGCUUCAUGUACCUCAUGUAAUAUUGGAUACUACUGA
Paramecium tetraurelia is the source of this 1563-nucleotide messenger RNA. RefSeq lists its product as uncharacterized. The record is from RefSeq and is a predicted model, not a curated record. The transcript has 4 exons. Lineage: Eukaryota; Ciliophora; Oligohymenophorea; Peniculida; Parameciidae.